This is a messenger RNA of Crotalus tigris (Tiger rattlesnake), 5040 nucleotides long. Its product is annotated as IgGFc-binding protein-like. NCBI's taxonomy places the organism in Eukaryota, Metazoa, Chordata, Lepidosauria, Squamata, Viperidae. The coding region runs from base 159 to 4661 and encodes 1500 amino acids. The transcript is spliced from 11 exons. The record is from RefSeq and is a predicted model, not a curated record.
CCCUUAGUGGUUGACUUGUUUUUGACCCUGUGGGUGUUUUCCUCUCAUUUCUGUGAAUCCUGCUCCCUAUAAAAGAGGGACCAGUAGCAAGGAGGAAGAGGGUGAGCACAGGCUGUGCUCCUUUCCUCAAAUCCAAAGAAAUCUCAGUUGUGAAAGCGAUGGGGCUGCUGCUGCUACUCUUUUUGGCUGGUUUAAUGCUACAAAAUGGCCAAGGGUUAUCAAGCUCCCAGGGAAAGCAAUUCAUCACUGCUUUCAUGGAAAAUUUUGAGACCAAUAGGCCUUCUGAAACAAGCUUGAAGCUAUUUCUCGUGGGCCACGGCAAUGACACCAGAGUCACUGUGACAGUGACCAGGUCUUCAUCCCGCCAAAUUUACUCAGUUGCAGGAGAUGAAACGGUACCUGUGGAUCUCCCCACGAGUUUGGAAAUGAAAGGCAGUGGCUUUUUCACCCAUUCCAUUGUGAUUGAGGCUGAGCAUGACAUUUCAGUGGUCUCAUUUAAUCGGAAAUUGUAUUCUAUUGCAAGCAUGACAGUCCACCCAGUCCAUGAGCUUGGCAGUACCUAUUACAUCAUCACACCUCCUGGCUCCAAAGUGGCAAGUUACCAGAAAGAACUGGCUGUCAUAGCUUGGCAGAAUCCUACCCAAGUCACCAUUGAACUGCAAGGUGAAGUCGUCUACCAGGGACAGUCGUAUGGGGCAGGGCGUACCCUCACAGUACCCCUCAAAGCUUUCCAAGUUCUUCAGUUGCAAAGUGAUGAUGACUUGUCUGGCACCAGGCUUCAGUCCUCAGCUCCUGUGGCAGUCUUGAGUGGCCAUGUCUGCGUUCAGGAAAAUUAUUACUGUGACCACGUUGCUGAGCAACUUCUGCCAGUCUCCAAGUGGGGCAAGACAUUCAUCAUUCCUCCCGUGCCUCUGCAGACUGGUUUGGAUAUUAUCUAUGUGGUGGCUUCUCAAAACACACGUGUUGUUUAUCAGUCAGGACAGAACAAAGGCUUUCAAGAUAUGGUGGGUGGAGAAAUCGCCCAGUUUCCACUCCAGUUCCCUCAAGCAUUUUACAUCUCUGCCGAUGCUGGAAUCCAGGUUGUUUUGUUUUUCACUGGGAUCAAGACCGGGAACAUAGGAUAUGAUCCAUUUCUCAUCAACAUCCCUGACAUCAGCAGUUAUGGCCUGGCCUACCGUAUUGAUGGUCUCAGAAAGUUUGAUAACCAUAUCCUUAUCAUAGCAAAAAGCUCUGAAUCCGUUACCUGGGAUAAAUCUGUUGUGGCAGGCGUGCAAUGGCAAUUGAUCCCUGACUCAGAGUACUCAUGGGGAGAAUAUCAGUGGAAAGCUGAUAUUAACCAACGGUCUGUUUUCCUCGAGAUUCUUCAAGCUCCGUUUGGUGUUUUGGCCUAUGGAAACAAGAAUUAUGAAGGCUACGGCUUUGCUCCAUCACCUUUUGGCACACUCGCUCCAGUCCCAGUCCCAGAUCCUGUCCAGUUGACCUGCCCCGAGAACAGCCACUACCUAUCCUGUGGAAAUGCCUGUCCUGCAACAUGUUCUGACCGAACUGCUCCAUCCAGAUGUAAAAAUACCUGUGCAGAAGUCUGUCAGUGUGACCCAGGCUACCUCUUCAGUGGAGAGAAAUGUGUUCCCCAGGAGAGUUGCAACUGCACUUACAAAGAUGUGACCUACAGAGCAGGAGAGGAGUUUUGGGCAGAUGAAAACUGCCAGUCCCGUUGCAGGUGUGAUAACAAGUUAGGCAAAACUGUGUGUGUGAAGUCUUCUUGCAAAGCCAAGACAAAAUGCAUUGUGGUGAAUGGUGUUCGUGGUUGUCACGCCACUACCUACAGUACCUGCAUUGCAUCUGGGGAUCCACAUUACCUUACAUUUGAUGGAACCAAAUAUGAUUUUAUGGGAAGUUGUGUGUAUCAGCUGGUGGGCAUCUGCUCCAAGAACCCAGCCCUCACCCCGUUUUUGGUCACAGUGGAGAACGACAUCCGAGGCAAUAAGGCUGUGUCCUUUACCAAAGCGGUGACCUUGGAGGUUUAUAACAUGACCAUAAGCCUGAGCAAAAGUGCCCCACGUCAGAUUGAGAUCAAUGGAGUUUUAGUGGAUUUACCCUUUUCUUACGAAAAUAAACUGAAUGUCUACCAGAGUGGGGUCCAUGGCUUCAUUCAAACUGAUUUUGAUUUGACCGUCACUUAUGACUGGUGUAGCUACAGCAGGGUGAUUCUUCCCAGUACGUAUGCCAAUUUGGUCUGUGGACUCUGUGGCAAUGCCAACCAGAAUCCUCACGAUGACUUUGACAUGCAGGAUGGAAGUCAAACCAGUGAUAUAAUACAAUUUGCAAACAGCUGGAAGGUGAAGGAUGUCCCUGGGUGUGCUACAGGAUGCACCGGUAAAUGCCUACAAUGCAGUGACACUGAGAAACGAACCUACCAAGCUGAACGUUAUUGUGGGAUCCUCACCAAACGAAAUGGACCAUUUGCACCCUGUCACAGGACUAUUAACCCAACCAAAUUCUUUGAAGAUUGUGUCUUUGAUACCUGCACAUACAAGGGACAUCCAAAUGUUUUUUGUGAGGCCAUCGCUACUUAUGCAACUACCUGCCAAGCUCAAAAUAUCCAGAUUAAGCCAUGGCGAUCAACCUCCUUUUGCAGUUUUUCCUGUCCACUUAAUUCUCACUAUGAAUUGUGUGGAAAUGGCUGCCCUGCCACCUGUCACAGUUUUGUCACUCCCAGUUCUUGUGAUGCUCCAUGCACUGAAGGGUGCUUCUGUGAUUCUGGAUUCAUCCUCAAUGGGGAUGAGUGCGUCCCCGUUGCUGAGUGUGGUUGUGUGCAUGAGGGCAGGUACUACAAAAAGAGAGCAGAGUUCUACCCUACGAACACUUGUCAGGAGAAGUGUCGUUGUGUGGACGAUGGUGCUGUUGACUGCCACCAGUUUUCCUGUGGGAGUUAUGAGGAGUGCAGGGUGGAGAAUGGCAUCCAGGGCUGUUACCCUAUUGGUUAUGGAACAGUGGCAACGUCCGGUGGAUUCCAUUAUAUUACCUUUGAUGGGAAGACUUUUGAUUUUCCUGGUUCCAGCUCUUACAUCUUAACUCGAGUAACCGACAAAGAUAAUCAGCAGGUGAAGUUUUCUGUAGUGGUGGAACAUGAGAAUGCAGAUAAUGAAUCUUUACUUGAUAUAACAUCAGUUGUUACCUACAUACAUGGAUAUACUAUUGUUCUGGAGAGAGGAAAGAGAUGGCAAGUUAAGGUAGAGGACGAGCUUUACAAUCUACCAUUUAGCGGAGAUAAUGGAAAACUUUGGAUCAAUCAAGAAGGGAAUAAUAUUAUUAUCCAGUCAUCUGAAGGUUUCAAAGUCAUUUAUGACAUCGCCAACUAUGUCGAAGUUUUUGUGCCUAGGAUCUACCAAGAACAGACAUCUGGACUUGGUGGCAAUUUCAACGAUAACCUUGAUGAUGAUUUUAUGCUGCCUGAUGGAACUCUCACCUCAAGUGCAGAUGACUUUGGAAUCUCGUGGGAAGUCCCCACAAUUGGCAGCAUUUGCUCUGAGAACUGUGUGCAGAAAUUCCCUGCUUAUGAUGAGGCCAGAACUUCACAAUAUGAAGGUGACAGAUACUGUGGCCUCAUCACACUUGAGUCAGGCCCAUUCAAAGACUGUCAUUCAUUUGUGGGUCCUGCAGAGUUCUUUCACAGCUGCCUGUAUGACAUGCAAGUUGUUGGUGAGGGAGCUCUCUGUCAAAAUCUUCAAGCUUACACAGCUAAAUGUCAAGCAGCUGGAGCUGAAAUUGAUGACUGGAGAACAGCUGUCUCUUGCCCUUUCUUCUGUCCAGCUAAUAGCCACUAUGAGACAUGCAUUAGAGCUUGUGAUUCCAGCUGUGCCAGUUUCUACACUACAGUGCAGUGCACUAAGAAUUGUUUUGAAGGUUGCCGGUGUAAUGAUGGCUACAUGUUUGAUGGGGAUGCAUGUGUACCUCUGGAAAAGUGUGGCUGUACCCAUAAUGGUCUCUAUCUGAAGGCUGGAGAAAGCAUCUUUUCAACCAACUGCACCAAGAAAUGCAGUUGUCAGGUUCUUGAUCAAAUCACCUGUGAGGAAACAGCAUGUCGGAGUGAAGAGAUAUGUGUUGUCCAAAAUGGUGUGCGUGGCUGUGAGCACAGAGAAGGCCAGUGCAAAAUUUCCCCAGAGGCCCAGCUUGUUUCUUUUGAUGGAACUUCAGCAAGAUGGAACUUCUGUGGUGGGGUUUAUGACGUGUCCUCUCUGUGCGAUGAGAGUGAUCCCUCCUGGUUCAGGGUAUCUGUGAACAUCGGAAAGGACUGUGAAGAUAACCUGUCAGUGGUCAAGGCUGUUCAUGUUUUCUUUGGAGAGGCUGUCAUUACUCUGAAAAAGAACAACCGGAUAUGGGUUAAUGGACGGUCAGUAAACCUGCCAUACAAAGUCUCCAAACGUCUGACUUUAAGCAAGGAUCAAGAUGGGAUUGUGAUUGACCGGGCUUCUGAUGUACAAGUUUAUUUUUCUCUUGAUGGUGGGGUAACAGUGAAAGUCAAGGAUAUUCUUCCAGAGAAGCUAUGUGGACCGUGUGGGAACUUCAAUGGGGACCCCACAGAUGACUGGAAAUUGCCACAUGGGGAAUCUGAGCACACUGCUGAGGUUCUCUAUGCUUGGAAGGCCAAGGACUUUUAAAAUGGACCAGCUGCUUCAAGGAGAACCAACCUGUUCAGUGUGUUCUGCCCUAGAGGGGCAUAUCACUUUAAUCCAAUGAGAUCUGAAGAAUGAGGGGACAAGCACACUGCAUUUCCACUGAUAUUCUGGUGAACUAUAUGGUACCCUCUCUUGAACUUUCUGGAGGAUGUCCAGACAAAGCUCUUAGAAUGUUUGCUUUUCAAAAACUUCUAGAAAUGAUCAGAUGACUGGGGUUGUUUUUUUCUUUUUGCUGUGGUGGUGAUAUGUUCUUUAUUUUAUGGAUUUUACAUAUUGUAGACUGCUGGGGAUGGAUAAAAAUUAGACUUUGUAUAAGUAUCACAAUAUGAAUGAAUAAAUGGACGAAUGAUGCCAAACAUAA